This is a messenger RNA of Branchiostoma belcheri (Belcher's lancelet), 1401 nucleotides long. RefSeq lists its product as uncharacterized. The transcript is spliced from 3 exons. The record is from RefSeq and is a predicted model, not a curated record. Bases 553 to 927 code for a protein of 124 amino acids. Lineage: Eukaryota; Metazoa; Chordata; Leptocardii; Amphioxiformes; Branchiostomatidae.
CAACCAACCAACAUAUCGAUUGGGCUGUUUUGAGUUCAUGUUUUUCCAACAAAGGACUUUUAUCAACAGACGGUUCCUCAAUAAGCUUUGCAACACGAUCCGCCAGCUGAAAACAGUAUUUACUACCUCGAUCGAUGGUAGACAGGAAAUAUAAUACAGCUUUCCAUUCACUGCCAUUGUCCAACUCCGCUGUACACACAAAGCAUGACCAACAGUUCAAAGUGUACUUCAGCAUCUGUAGUGCUUGUUUUCCGGGCAUACGGUGGGUUUUAAUGAGGGAAAACACAAGAUCCGUGCAAGUUGUAAGUUACUACGUGCGUCAGUAGGAACCACAACACGGUAUAAUGACGCAAGGACAUGUCAUGUUAAAAGAUAUAUAUGUUUUUCUGAUUUCCGUUUUCAAGGGCUUGUGAGCGAUAAAAGUCGAUGUGAACUGCAGAUGUGACCAAAAAAGGUGACCCGACAACGCAGCGUUGGCAAGUGAACGUCCAUUAUUGUCACAGCUGUCGGUCGUGAGUCGUGAUCGACCGGUCAAAAGCGACACCUAGCGGAAUGGGUAUGGUGAGCAGCAAGCGGCUGCCCGAUGCGGAGGGCUGGUACCAGGUCGGAGUUGUGGGGACGGGGAAUAAAGUCUUGGGUGGAGGAAGACUGCGAAUCACAGACACAGAUCUAGAAUUCAUCGGACAAGAUGGCGACAUCGGACAGUGGUCUCUCACCAGAGUUUUGAGUUACGGUGUGGAGCCGAACAUCUUCUAUGUCCAGAUCGAGGAGGACAUCGUCACCAGAGCCGGGCGGUACCUGGUCUUCAAAACUCCCGCCGCGGGAAAAAUCUGCAGAACGGUAGAGAAAAUGGCGGAGAAUAUUCGGAAGGAAAAACUGAGACAAGAAGCAGAGGGCACCUUUGGUCAGGAGGUAACGCCCUGUUGACCUAGAACUUUGGAGGGCAUUUGUUGACCUUGAAAAUCUGAAGAACAGCAGAGAAGAUGGCCUAGAAAUUUUGUGAGGAGAAAUUGAGACGAGAAUCACAGGGUGACAUUGGACAGGAGGCCACGGCCUGUUGACCUUGAACUUUUGAGAGCAUUUUCUGACCUUUACUUGAACUUGAAAAUUUGAGUGAAGUAAGGAAAAUCGUGUUAAGUGCCUUUCCCAAUGGUGUGUCAUCAGUGCAUGUCAGGGGAUUGAACCCGGGACCUCUUGGUCUACGUCCAUGUAAAUACGUCCCUUUCAAAUCAUGCACACUCAACGACAAUGAUACCAUAUUCAUCACAAAAGACACUCUCCACAAAAGAGUACUAUUUUUGCUGUGAAGACAGAAACAAUUGUGAUCGCUGCACUGAAAUUUGUUGCAAUGCAAUUACACAUAUAACGCUCUAUGUACAUAAUGGCGAUAUCAAUUAUUAA